Molecule: messenger RNA, 210 nt
Organism: Phytophthora sojae
Lineage: Eukaryota; Oomycota; Peronosporomycetes; Peronosporales; Peronosporaceae
Exons: 1
Source: RefSeq, a predicted model, not a curated record
GAGACGCUGUACAUGCUGGGGCUUGUCGAGCAGAUCCUACCGUUCGGCUCAAACCAGUGGAACGCCGUCCAGUUGCAGUACAACACUGGGCUACCCAACGGCUUUGGUGCCCGCGAUGCGGACUCGAUCAAGAGGAAAUUCUACGCUCUCAAGAACACGCGCAAGCCUACAGGUGACCCUAACUGUCCUGCAGACGUCGCGCAAGCUAAG